Molecule: messenger RNA, 1660 nt
Organism: Nicotiana tabacum (common tobacco)
Lineage: Eukaryota; Viridiplantae; Streptophyta; Magnoliopsida; Solanales; Solanaceae
Product: lysine histidine transporter 2-like
Source: RefSeq, a predicted model, not a curated record
UCCCCAGUCUCUACGUAUACAUUACAAUUACAACUCAAAUAAUCCUCUAAGAAGGAAAUAUAUAUCCAGAAAAUUGAGACAGAGAAAAAGAAAACAAAGAAAAUUAAGAGAAGAUGACUGGAGAGGAGAAGAAAAAGAGAGGAUCAGGAUCUGAGGGAAGCAGUAAUAAGGAUCUGAACGAUUGGCUACCAAUCACAUCAUCAAGGAAUGCAAAGUGGUAUUAUUCGGCGUUUCACAAUGUCACUGCCAUGGUUGGUGCUGGUGUUCUUGGCCUCCCUUAUGCCAUGUCUCAGUUGGGUUGGGGUGCUGGAGCAACAGUAAUGGUAUUAUCAUGGGUGAUAACACUAUACACCUUAUGGCAAAUGGUAGAGAUGCAUGAGAUGGUUCCAGGUAAAAGAUUUGACAGAUACCAUGAGCUGGGGCAACAUGCAUUUGGUGAAAAACUUGGUCUUUGGAUUGUGGUUCCUCAGCAGCUAAUGGUUGAAGUUGGUGUGAACAUAGUGUAUAUGGUCACUGGUGGCAAAUCCAUCAAAAAGAUAUAUGAUACAGCUUGUCCUAGUUGUAGACCAUUGAAAACCACCUAUUUUAUCAUGAUGUUUAGUUCUAUUCACUUCUUCCUCUCCCAUUGUCCCAAUUUCAACUCCAUCACUCUUGUCUCCUUCCUUGCUGCCAUCAUGUCUCUCAGUUAUUCAACCAUAGGUUGGGGAGCAUCAGUACAUAAAGGAAUAUCACCAGAGGUUGAUUACAGUCCAAGGGCAUCAACAACUACAGGAAGAGUAUUUGGUUUCUUGAGUGCUUUAGGAGAUGUUGCUUUUGCAUUUGCUGGUCAUAAUGUUGUCUUGGAAAUUCAGGCAACUAUGCCUUCUUCUCCUGAAAAACCAGCCAAGAAACCUAUGUGGAAAGGAGUCAUUUUUGCCUACAUUGUUGUGGCUUUGUGUUACUUUCCUGUGGCUUUUGCUGGCUAUGCAGUUUUUGGGAAAAGUGUUGAGGAUAAUGUCUUGAUCUCCCUUGAGAAACCUGCUUGGCUUAUUAUCAUUGCUAACGCCUUCGUUGUUGUCCAUGUUAUUGGAAGCUAUCAGGUGUUUGCAAUGGGUGUGUUUGACAUGGUGGAAUCUUACUUGGUGAAGCAAAGGAAAUUCACUCCAACUAAAACGCUACGGUUUAUUGUUCGGACUAGUUAUGUUGCCCUAACAAUGUUUCUUGGUAUAACAUUCCCAUUCUUUGGUGGGCUACUGGGUUUCUUUGGAGGAUUUGCAUUUGCUCCGACCACUUACUUCCUUCCUUGUAUCAUGUGGCUUGCAAUCUACAAACCUAAAAAGUUUGGCUUGUCUUGGUUCACUAAUUGGAUAUGCAUCAUACUUGGUGUUCUUCUGAUGAUUUUAGCUCCCAUUGGUGCCUUGAGGCAAAUCAUAUUGCAAGCCAAGGACUACAAGUUCUAUUCUUGAUUAUAGAAAACUAGAUAAAUUUCCUCGUGACAAAAGAUUUUUAGUAUUUGUCAGACGAUGUUUUAAAUUAAAUAAUAUUUAGUUAUUUUAGUUUCAUAGCUGUAUUACUACUAUAUUUAAUAUCUUAUAUACUGUUAGACAGUCCUGCUUAAGGAAGUUGGGUUGAGAUUUAGGCUCUUAUUAUUUGUCAAAUCUUUUAAGCUACAUUGGUGACC